Molecule: messenger RNA, 1985 nt
Organism: Rosa chinensis
Lineage: Eukaryota; Viridiplantae; Streptophyta; Magnoliopsida; Rosales; Rosaceae
Exons: 4
Coding region: 37-1437 (466 amino acids)
Molecular function (GO): nucleic acid binding; zinc ion binding
Source: RefSeq, a predicted model, not a curated record
UGUGAGUCAUCUAAUUCUCUCUUAAUCUCAGGUGCUAUGCCUCCUAGACGCCGGACUUGUGGGGAAACCCCUCCCAUUCCAGGAGAUGAGCAUACUCUUGGAGGAAUAGCGGAAGCGUUGGGACGUAUUGUGCAGCAGUUGACUGCAGCGCUUCCAGGCUCCCGAACUGACUUUACUAUGGAGCGAGCGAAGAGGCAUGGAGCUUAUAGCUUCUCUCAUGCUCCUGAGGCUAUGGAUGCCCAGAAUUGGUUGAAUAAAAUGGAGAGAGUUUUCACUCAAAUCCAUUGCCCAGAGGAUCGAAAAGUGGGCUUAGCGGUGGAUUUUCUGGAUGGUGUGGCUUUUGAUUGGUGGUCUUAUAUGAGCAGGGAUUUAGAGAUUGAUGGCCCAAUCACUUGGGAACAGUUCAAAGAGCACUUUAGUGAGAGAUAUUUUGGCACAGCCAUUCGGGAUAGGAUGAAAUAUGAGUUCAUGCAUCUACAAAAAGGGGACAUGACCGUAACAGAGUUUGAGCAGCGGUUCACCCAGCUAGCCCAGUUUGUGCCUGAUAUGGUUAGCACUGAGAGGGAGCGGAUUUAUAGGUUUGUGGAUGCUUUGGGGGGUAAGUAUUCUGAUCAGCUGACAGGAGUGCCAUUUAAUGAUUAUGCUGAGGUCGUUAAUGCUGCUUUACGACUUGAGACUAGGUAUAUGUCUGGUACCCGACCUCGGGAUUUGGGUGGCCCCAGUCAGGGCCCACCCAAGAAGGCUGCUUCUACUUCUGGGUCAGGAUCUUCAGCAGGCAGCGGACAGAGCAGUGGGUCUGGUGCUGGAUCUCGUUAUAGACGCGGGGGACGUGACAGGAGAUUUCCUAGGGGGCAGUUUAGUGGACGCCCGUUUGGGCAGAGCAGAGUUGGUUUUGGUGGUCAGCACAGGGCUCCAGCUAGGCAGCCAGCCCCGUUUGGGCAAUAUCAGUCAGUCGGAUGCUUUGAGUGUGGACAGCAGGGCCACUUUAGGAGGGAUUGCCCUCUAUUGACUCAGAGAGCUGCAUUUACUCCUUAUCAGACCGCGGGUCAGUCUUCUGCCGGUACAUCUACUAGUGGUACCGUGGCUGCUACUAGCGGUACCCAUAUCAGUUCAGCAGCCCGUGGCAGCCCGCAGCGGGGUAGGGGUCAGAGAGGACGUCCUACCACUCAGGCUAGGUUGCAUGCCAUGACGCAGCAGGAGGGCCACGACUCACCAGAUGUUAUCAUUGCUAUGGAGAUGAGCAAACACCUGUCACAGACCUACAACAACUACGAUAUUUUCAGCCUACAUAUGUAUGUGUUGAUGGUGAUGGGACAGUUCCAGCAGAAUCAGCCAAGGCUGAUGGGCUCCGUGCAGAAGCCAGGGUUGGAGUUCCUGGUGAGCAUCGGGGAAUCCUUUGUGAGCAUCAUGUAUUCCGGAUACUCAAGCACUGGUUGAAAGCAGACCAUGAACCUUACUACAACCCUCUAAACGAUUAUGUGGUUCUACCCACUGCGUUUGAAAUGGAGAAGCACAAAGAGAAAGGACUCGAAGUAACAUCUCUUAAAGAGGAGUGGGAAAUCAUAGCAGACGAUCAAGACGAUAAUUACAAGAAUAUAACUGGUGAUGGAAACCCUAUGGUGAGCUCCAUAUCUUUUUCUCAAGAGGGAGCAGAGGCUCGUGCAACUGUCACUGUUUACCCUGAGAAUGAGGGCAAACAACAUGUGGAGCUCAAUGCUCUAAGUGUGUCGGUUGAUGCCUGAAAAAAGUCACGGCAUCAUAUUGAAAACUCGUAUGUGUAUAGUCAUUCAUGAUCAUCUUGAACACUCCACUGUAUAUAGUCAUUCAUGUGGUUUACUAGCUUUGUACAUAGAAUCUUGUUUCAAACUAUCGUAUUCCUUCGCCAACUUAAAGAUUGGAAAUGCAAGUGCCUUUGUAUGUAUAUAUGACGAGAUAAGGUCAAUGGUAAAUUGGUAAUCGUAUAUGGAGAUGGAUCGCUUCAGUAA